AUGCAGCAGGGGGCCUACCCCGCCACCCCGGUCGCCAUAGCAACCAACAUAUUAAACACAAUCUACCCACACAACGAGAAAUAUCAAAAUUUACAACGCCCAUCUGAAAAUUACACGACGAAAUUCUUUGGUUCCGAAACUUUGAGCACGAAAUUUUCAGAAACCUUCACCGAAAAUUAUCAACAGACAGAAGGAGUUAAUUUCCCUGAUUACGAGAGCCAAAAAGCUGAUGGAUACCAAGAUUUAUCUGGUACUACAGUCGAAUACGACUACAGUGAGGUCAAAAAGAGAAAGAAAAAGAAGAAAGGAGCUAGAAAAAUCUGGGACUCUCUGUCGCCUCAUCAAGAGCUAGAAAAGGACGUGGAUCAAGCGCAAUAUGAUACCGCAGCCUCGGCUCGGAAAAUGAACGGUUAG
Messenger RNA from Spodoptera exigua (beet armyworm), 414 nucleotides. NCBI's taxonomy places the organism in Eukaryota, Metazoa, Arthropoda, Insecta, Lepidoptera, Noctuidae. The record is from the annotation of a GenBank genome assembly.